AUAAAAAGUGUUACGACUCAGCUAACGAUGAGGCUACGUUUACCAAGUUAGAUAAAAGCAUACAUUCCAUCAAAGUACAGACUUGCAUAUCCUGCGUGAUGAAAUCCAGAUUAUUUUGGAUAUUUGCAAUUAUAUACUCAGCGCUACACCACAUUGGAUCCACCUCGACGACACUGAAGCGACCGAGAGCUGGCGAUCCUUUUGAUACAUUUCCGAAAAACUUCUGGCAAGAGUUCUCAUCACCAUUUACAGACACACCGGAAGAUGAAGAGCUUGAGGUUACGGAGACCACCACUCACGAGCCAUUCCCAUUUUUUGCAGACCCCUACACUACAGUCAAUAUAAGCACUCAGUUAUCUUCGAAUGUUUAUCUUCAUUGUCGUGUCAAUGACUUGCAGGGGAAAACCGUCUCUUGGAUGCGACGUAAAGGGGAUGAACUGACGCUCAUUACCUUUGGACAGCACACAUAUAGCGGAGACUCGCGAUAUUCUUUGGAAUUUGAAGAGCCAAAUGAUUGGAAACUUUUGAUACAGUUCGCCAAUGAGCGCGACGAGGGUCCCUAUGAAUGUCAAGUAUCUUCACAUCCACCAUUGGUACUAUUAGUAUACUUAACUAUAAUUGUUCCUCAUGUGGAAAUUCUCGAUGAAAGAGGAUCCGCCACUCCAGAAAAAUAUUACAAGGCUGGUAGCACCAUUGAGCUGCAGUGCGUCAUUUCGAAAAUCCCUCAUCCCUCAACGUACAUCACGUGGCGCCACGGCGCCCGUUUGCUUAACUAUGACACUAGCCGUGGUGGAAUAAGUGUUAAAACGGACAUGCUGCCCGGACGAGCGUUAAGUCGACUUUACAUAGCCAAUGCGAAUCGACAGGACACCGGAAAUUACACCUGCAUGCUAGGAAAUGAAAUUACAGAGACUGUUGUAGUCCACGUACUCAAUGGUGAAGAGCCGGCUGCAAUGCAGCAUGCGAAUGGGACGCGGUAUAUACCCAGUCCCCUAACUAUGGUUGUGUUUUUUAUAGUAUGUGCGAGAGUCUCACUCUUUCAGCGAUGACAACAUUGUGGAUUGUGGAUAAUGGAACACAAGACAACACACCAAUGCUGUUAGCACUUCAAAUCUAGAUGAAUUAUAGGAAAUGCAAAAACCAAAUCUUGUCCAGGAUUGCAUUUUCAACUUUUACUCUAAUCAUGGGUUGUUUAAAAUACAUAGCAUAAAUUAAUAGUAAAAUUAAGUCAAAGAAAACGUAUUUAAAUAUAGCAGAAUAACAAACAAACAAAAAAAAAAGAGAAAAACAAAACAAAUGCAAAUUCGUAAAUAAGGGCGUACGCAAGCAUUCCGAAACGAAUUGGCAAUUUUACUAUACAUACAUAAAUGUAUGCAUACAAUUCAUACAUACAUUAAUAGAUAUAGUA
Scaptodrosophila lebanonensis is the source of this 1408-nucleotide messenger RNA. RefSeq names its product peroxidasin (gene dpr14). The transcript is spliced from 7 exons. Gene Ontology annotation, cellular component: neuron projection membrane. The record is from RefSeq and is a predicted model, not a curated record. Gene Ontology annotation, biological process: synapse organization. Bases 99 to 1049 code for a protein of 316 amino acids. Lineage: Eukaryota; Metazoa; Arthropoda; Insecta; Diptera; Drosophilidae.